Saprolegnia parasitica CBS 223.65 is the source of this 1767-nucleotide messenger RNA. RefSeq lists its product as hypothetical. Bases 28 to 1590 code for a protein of 520 amino acids. The record is from RefSeq and is a predicted model, not a curated record. Gene Ontology annotation, molecular function: microtubule binding. Lineage: Eukaryota; Oomycota; Saprolegniomycetes; Saprolegniales; Saprolegniaceae. Gene Ontology annotation, cellular component: ciliary basal body; cilium. The transcript has 9 exons.
CUCGAGCUCGUUCAGCGAGAGGGAGCCAUGGAGUCCAAGGAGUCGGAGAAGGACCGGUCCAAGCUCCGCGACAUUGGCACGAUCGCGAUGGAAGCUCUCGGCAAGAUCGACACCGUCCUCGCUUUUGAGCUCUCGCUCCUCAACGACGAGAUGAAGCACAUGGGUCAAGAAAACGAGCUGCUCAAGGCGGAAAACAACACACUCAAGGCCAAGUUGCUUCAGCAGCGCGAAGAUGAGGCCGACAUAUACUUUUAUUUGCACAAGAAACUUGACGCCAACUACGAAGUCAUUACGCAGCUCGAGACUGACAUUGAGAGCGUCAAGCGGGAGAAGGAGGUCGUCACGGACGCGUACGAGACGGCGCUCGCGGUCCAGAACGAGCAAUUCUCCAAAGAAAAGAAGGACUGGGCCGAACGCAUGGAGUCGGCCGAGAGCACGCUGCAGUCGCUCGAGCUCUUCCAGGAGCGCAAGGCCGCACUGGAAGAGACGCUUGAGAAGCUUUCGAUCAACCUCGAGAGCGAAAAGGCCACGCACCAGCAGCAACUGCUGGAGAUGGAGCGCCGAAACGUCCAAGAGAAGGAGCGGAUCAAGAAGGAAAUGCUCAUCAAAAUCAAGGAAAACAAACAGAAUUUGCUGGCCAUGACCGAAGACCAGCUGCACACUACGACCAAGCGCACCAUGAUGGAAAACGAUCAAAUGAUCUCGGAGCUGCAGUAUCAAAGCAAAGAAACCGAGAAGCUCCUCGCCAAAUACAAGACGAUCGAAGCCGAAGUUGCGCAGCUGCGCAUCCAAAUCAAACUCAACAAGGAAACGGAAGUCGAAAUGGCCAAACGCACGCAUUUUUACCAAAAACUCAUCAAGAAACUCAACGAGCGUGUCCAAGCCGACCAGGCCGCCGCGCAGCGCCACCAGGCGAUGCUCAGUCAGGAAGACGCGUCCAAGGAGAGCGUCAACAAGGCCAACGAGACCAUGAUUAGCCUCCUUAGCGAAAAGACCACACAGCUCGAAGUUCAGCUCCGGACACUCUCGUCCGAGCUUCGGGAUGCCCGGGAUCAGUUGGACGCGGCCCGGGCCGAGAAGUCGCUCUUCCUUGGCGAGCAAGACGACACGCUGCGCUUUCUCUCCACCGCCAUCCACGACAUUACGCAUCAAGUUGGCACCAAGCCAACUGCCACAAAAGAGUGGAAUCCCGGUGAUAUCGUGCCCGCCAAGCUCGACGAUCUUGGCCCCGCCGAUGUCAAGAGGGUGCUGCAAAUGCUGUUUCGGAAGCUCCAUACGUACCAAGCGAAAAUCGUCCAACUGGGCACGGUCAAGUCGUCCGAGAAGACUCGCGAGGCGCUCGAGAAGCAGUUUGGCGUCGAGUUGCCGCCGAUUGCGACACCGCCGAGCCCGCUCGAUAUUUUAACCGAGCUCGCCAACCGCGGCAACGCGCCCAAAGUGCUCCCAGAGACGAGUAUUUAUCCUGGCCAUGUCGGGCAGCGGUCGGUGGCCAGUCAGACCUUGCCGUGCUGGACGGAGUUUCGAAAGCAGCCGCGACAGCACCAUCCACCGCCGCCAUCACUCGGUAAAAAUCGCAGCCGUCCAGUCUGACCAGCGAUCAUCGAUCGGUCGAGAAGAAGAAGCGACCGUCACGGUUUGGCGAGUGGCCAGAGACAACGUCCUUUCCAGCACUUGGUGGCCAAGUCGACGACGAGAUGCUCAACGCUGGUCUUACGUCUAGCAGUGCAUCCUUGGCGACGGUUCAACCGCCGCUACGAAGCCUCACGA